AUGCCUACCGUCCCAGUCAUCAGCUUCUGCACCGUCGGUCAACUGGGCUUUUGGAAGACAGCCAUUCACGAGAUGAAAGAGACCUACCCACCACUCCGCACCGGUGCGCCUCGCCGCGCGCCAACCUAUAUGCCUCCAUUCCUGCCCGCCAAAGAGGCAAUGGAUGAAAUGUAUCGUUUCCAGUCGGCUGUAUAUCAGAGCAUCGCGUGGCUGCGUGAUCACGCGACUGAUGCUGAAGGUAUCAUGGUUCUGCGAGUUAUCGAGUCGCUCGCAGAAGGCCAGCGAAUUGAGACCCGUCGUAUCCAGCACAGGAUCUGGAUACUCCAUCCGGCACGCAUGCAUCGUGAGUUUCGAGAUGGAAACUUUCAUUUUGUCGAUGGAGAGCCUGUCAUGGGCCCCGACCCUAAUGCCAAUGCUGGUGCCAAUGCUGGUGCAAAUGCUGGGGGUAAUGCUGCCGGAAAUGCUGGUGAUAACUGA
This is a messenger RNA of Fusarium fujikuroi IMI 58289, 477 nucleotides long. RefSeq lists its product as uncharacterized. The transcript has a single exon. The record is from RefSeq and is a predicted model, not a curated record. Bases 1 to 477 code for a protein of 158 amino acids. Lineage: Eukaryota; Fungi; Ascomycota; Sordariomycetes; Hypocreales; Nectriaceae.